CAUCAUUAGUCUCUGACCGUUGUUAGUGCGCGUCGUCGAGGACCCUCUUUCGUCACAGCCCACUGAAGACUCCUAAAGAAGAUUAUUUGGAUUCUUUAUGGUCAAUCUCCAUUCUGACGGUUUGUCCACCAUCCGUUAUUGUUCAGUAUUCUUUUUAUUUUUAUUGUCCGGCUGCCGACAUCUCGUUGUGAAAGCUCCUGUGAUCCACUAUCAAUCAUAAAUAUCGUCGUCUCUCCGCUCGUGCUAUCUCGCUUCCUCUCUCGUGGCCUGCGGGUUCAGGCAUCCAGUACUAGCUCCUUUUCUUUUUUUGCCCCUCAGCCUUAACUUUCUUUAGUUCAUUGACUACUUUCCUGGCCUGGUGCCCAAAGGGUUCUAUUUUUUCCAGACAGCAAAUUUCUACCCUAUUCUGUGGAUUUCAUGUAAAUUCUUUGUGUCUUCUACCGCUUUGUUUUCUUCGAAUCAAACGUUGCCCGCCUCCGCAUUUCUACGAUCGGUCUUGGUAUAUACCUCGCACCAUUGUCAGCAAGGCAUUGGAAUGAGCCCUACUGCACACUACCGGUCCAUGUCUCCGAGCGGCUCACGUAUGAUUGAUCCCAUGCGAGCCUCCACCGGAACGGUGCAGCUCAGCUCUUCCUACGACCCCUCCGCCAGUCGAUCCACAUACUCGGGCCACUCAUCCAGUCCUUAUGUGGUGACGGCGUACGACCCCCGAUAUUUUCGAGAAGGAGGUUUAGAAGCCCAGCAGGUCUCCUCUAAAACCUAUCGAGACGCUGGCCAUUCUACGAAGUUGCGGACGGAAUAUGCGAUCCGUCCAAGGCAACGGAGCAGCACCACGUCCGCUGCAGACACCCAUCUGGCCCCUGGCCGUCUUCAUGGGCCCAGAGCACCCCCCGUGGUAACAACAAGCCAUCGCCGUUCUCCUAGCCCUCUUACAAACCAAGAUCACCAUCUGAUGCCAUCCUCUUCGUCUCGACACCACCGGCGUCAUCCUCUCUCCAUCUCCCAUAUCGAUUAUGCCAGCGAUACAGGACGGUUGGACCCGAAUGAUCGACCGAUGAGGUCGCCAAUUUUCCACAGCGCCUACAGGGAGCAUGGUCACAAUAGGCGCUCGCGAUAUCCGCCGCCGGGUGGCCUUCGCAAAGGAGAGGACAUUGACGAUUACGAUGCUUACUCCUACACCAACCCUCGUGAGCAAUUUGAGAAAGACUCUGCCGCGCGGUUGCGUCACGACCGAGGCUCAUAUUGGGGAGAGAGACCCCAGAGCUUGACCGGAAUCGACGACCCCCAAUUGCUACCAAGGGUAGAGUCUCGUUCGCCAAGGCCUCCCCCAUCUACAAGAGGUUUUGACAGACUUGAGUGGGAUCCGCGAGUGCGGCGUUCGACCCAUGGCACUGCGGAUAGCGAUAUCGACAUCGCUAGUGCAUACCGGCGGUCCAGGCGACGGAAUCCAGUUUCGCUACACCAGGAGGCGGAUGAAGGAUAUUCCUCUUACAGGAGUGAUUACGACGAUGUUCAUCGACGUCGGCAUCAGCGCCGGCGGCAUGAUGGCGAUCGAAAUAGUCGACAAUUACACGACGACGGCGGGUUGAGGAAUUCCGUAGCUAAUGAUCACGCUAUCCCAGGGUCUACUACUGGCCUAGGGACGGCUGUCCUAGGCAGUGUAUACGACGACUACAAUCAGUCUCAAAGAGCUGAGCGCCAUCGCUUGCACGAUCACGAUCAUGGAGCACGUCAUAGUCGAGCACAAAGGUCGUCCAGGCGCCGAGUCGACGGCGAUUCGGAUGCAUACACGUCAGACGAGGACACGAGGAAGUAUAGACGUGAGGUGUUGCCCCACCAGAGACGUAGUGGAUCUCAUGGUUCUACAAGCAGUAGCGACCGCCCAUCUCAACACCUCACAGUUGAGCAACCUCGACGACACCGAUUUCACUCGCGACAUCGUACACGAGAUAGUCCUAACACGAAGGAAGCGGACCAUCCCGAACCAGCUAGUCGUGGGGAUGACAAAAAGGCAGAAUCUACAGCUUCUGAUACUCCACCCAGAGGGAUUUUAAAGACCCCUACAGACAAAUUCCCAGAGGAACCUAACCCUGUACGAGAAGGAGUGGCACCUCUGAAGGACGCGCACAAGAAAGGAAUCCCUCCUGGAGCGAGAUGGACUAAAAUUGACCGCCGACUGGUCAACCCUGCGGCUCUGGAAGCUGGCCGUGAGCGCUUUGAGGAACGGUCGGACUACGUGAUAGUUCUGCGGGUACUAUCUAAAGAGGAAAUUCAAGCGUAUGCAGUCAAAACUCAAGAGAUACGAGGUAUGGUUGGCCCGAACGUUCCUAGCGUUUUGAGUUUCCGAUACUGACUGUUUGUAGAUGCUCGUCACCACGAAUAUAUCCAGGAGCGACGUCGGCGGCGAGAGGAAGACCGCAGACGUGGCCGUGCGGUAGAGGACUUCUCGAGCGACGAUGAGGAGGACGAUGAUGAUCAUCCUCUGACGAUCGAAGACAAGCCAGCAGCAGACUUGCACCGAACGGCAGAGCCUGUAAAUUCAGCAGCAUGACAAACAAUCUGUUAUGAUUUGGCACAUUGUUCCUUGCUUUUCUCCCUCCUUCCCUGUUUAACAUUUCCGAUUGUUCUGAUUUCCACUGAACUGUA
Aspergillus alliaceus is the source of this 2646-nucleotide messenger RNA. RefSeq lists its product as uncharacterized. The record is from RefSeq and is a predicted model, not a curated record. Lineage: Eukaryota; Fungi; Ascomycota; Eurotiomycetes; Eurotiales; Aspergillaceae. The transcript is spliced from 2 exons. Bases 536 to 2353 code for a protein of 605 amino acids.